Messenger RNA from Nerophis lumbriciformis (worm pipefish), 972 nucleotides. NCBI's taxonomy places the organism in Eukaryota, Metazoa, Chordata, Actinopteri, Syngnathiformes, Syngnathidae. The record is from RefSeq and is a predicted model, not a curated record.
AUGCGCCCUUCACCGGACAAGAUGGCGACCAGCAACGGCGGUGGAAUGGAAGUGGACGGGGCAGCCAGCCCCAGUGUUAUGGCCUCCGGCAUGACCGGCAGCGUCUCGGUGGCCUUGCAUCCUUUGGUCAUCCUCAACAUAUCAGACCACUGGAUACGCAUCCGCUCACAGGAGGGACGACCAAUGCAAGUGAUCGGCGCGCUCAUCGGUAAGCAGGAAGGCCGAAACAUCGAGGUGAUGAACUCCUUUGAGCUUCUUUCACACACGACGGACGACAAAGUGCACAUCGACAAGGAGUACUACUACACAAAGGAGGAGCAGUUCAAGCAGGUGUUCAAAGACAUGGAGUUCUUGGGUUGGUACACCACAGGUGGUCCCCCGGAUUCGUCUGAUAUCCACAUUCACAAGCAGGUGUGUGAGAUCAUCGAGAGUCCGCUCUUCCUCAAGCUUAACCCAAUGACCAAGCACACCGAUCUUCCUGUUAGCGUUUUUGAAUCAGUCAUUGACAUCAUCAGUGGCGAGGCCACCAUGUUGUUCGCCGAGCUGAACUACACUCUCGCCACGGAGGAGGCUGAGAGGAUCGGAGUGGACCACGUGGCCCGCAUGACGGCCACCGGAACGGGCGAGAACUCCACCGUUGCCGAGCACCUCAUCGCCCAGCACAGCGCCAUCAAGAUGUUGCACAGUCGCGUCAAGAUCAUUCUAGAGUACGUCAAAGCGGUGGAAACGGGAGAGGUUCCCUUCAACCACGAAAUCCUGCGAGAAGCGAAUGCGUUGUGCCACAGACUGCCAGUCCUCAGCACGAUUAAAUUCAAAACGGACUUUUACGACCAAUGCAACGACGUGGGUCUUAUGGCCUACUUAGGCACCAUCACAAAGUCGUGCAACAGCAUGAACCAGUUCAUCAACAAGUUCAACGUCCUGUACGACCGACAGGGCAUCGGCCGUAGGAUGAGAGGACUUUUCUUCUGA